ACAUUAAAGAUAAAAUGUUUAUAAAACUUAAUAUUCAUUGAUGACAAUUGAACACAACUGAAAAUCUUAUUUUAUAAUGGAUGUCGUUAAAACUGUUUUACUGGUAUUUGUCUUGUGUAUAGGAUUUAGCUUUCAGUAUCCGUAUGACGAUUGUACAGGUUUAGGUUAUGAGGAAGUCUACGCGAACGUUGGUGACUAUAUAACAUUAGAGUGUAACACUUCUUCGAUCAAUGGCACAAUUUACGGUUAUUUAUGGCAAAUUCCAAGACACAGAUCUAACUCUGGUCCUAAAUGGCACCAUUUUACUGUCGAUAAAGAAUAUGCUGGAUUGUACAAAUGCUUCGUUUUUACUAAAGAGGGUGAUAUUUUAGUUGACGAGGUCUGCGUAUCUAUUUACGAAGAAGUCGUGAUUAAAUGGUUCAAGACACCUGAAACAUUGGAAUGGCCAGAUUUCAAUUUAGAAUUCGAAGUAGAAGGUAUUCCGCAUCCAGUAACAAAAUUAACAAACAGCAAAACUGGGGUAUUAGUGGCACAAGUAAACAGUAGUGGAGUGCAGAAUAUGACGUUCCGAAUGGUCACGUGCGUUGAAAACGGACAAUACCAGCUAACGGCUAGCAAUACAUACAGCAACGACUCCUCGAUGAUUAAUAUCACAGUCAGAGUUCCACCAAGACCAGAUCCAAAAUUCCCUGUAGCAUAUACGCUGAGCCGUCGGAUAGGUCAGAUUGCAAAGUUUGAGGAACACAUCCUUGGUUGUCCACAGCCAACGUUCACUUGGACGCAUGGAAAUUUGUCUUAUUCGACGGGCACUAAAAAUAUAUCAUACACAGCAAACACUGUGUAUGUUUCCUCAUUCAAGGACUUUGGGGUAUACAAGCUUGAAAUUGAAAACAACGCUGGGAUGUAUCGAACUUAUUUUACCUUAUUGGCUGAUGGGCAACCAGAUGCAGCAGCUGACAUUGAAGUGUUCAAUAUAACCGAUACUUCAGUUAUUUUGGACUUUCAACCUGGAUUUAAUUACAAUAAGGAACAGGUUUUUAAAAUCCAUAUAGAAACUUCUAGACAGGAGACGGAAAUCGACAUGCUUGUAAAUGACACCACAAAUGGGAUAGGAGGCAGUAGACAGAAUUGUACUGUAAGUCGAUUAGAACCUGGCACAGAUUACAAACUUACUAUUUUCGCCUAUAACAAAGAAGGGUAUGCUGAUCCGUCAUCCGCUGUUUAUUUUCGCACUGAAGGAUCAACAAAGACUGGUUCCAUGCUCAUUACGAUUAUCGUCUGCGCCAGUGCAGGAUUGGUAAUCAUCUUGGUGUUAACAGUGCUGACCAUUAGGAAGCGGAAACGAUCAGGUCCUACUAUGGAUUCCAUGAAAGAAAGAACCAGUUUGACAACAUCUUUUGUGGACAACGAUUACGCAUCACUUUUUAACGCGGGUGAUGCAGCUUCUUUGGGCACUCACGACAAGGAUAUAAUAACAAUGGAUAUAAUUCUGAAAGUGAUCGGUCUGGGACAUCUCAUCGAGCAAUUCAGGAGAAAAGCGGUCGGACCAAAUGAAGUACUGGUGCUAAGCAACGACGAUAUGAUAUAUCUCGGGGUAACCGCCAUUGGUCAGAAGAUUCGCCUAUUGAGAGCGUGUAGGAAUUAUCUAAGUGAGGGCACCAAGUAAAUAUAAACAUUGGAAGUCUUCAUUUACUUGACUAAAAGGACUCAGGUUGAGGUUGACUCAACGUGGUGUCCACAUUUUGAUUGAAUAGAUCUUAUUUUGUGUUUGGUAGGUAUCCCUGUUCCGAAGAUGAAUGUAACAAAUCUUUCUGGGUUCAUGAACAUUCGCCUUAUCUACUGUUAAUCUGCUGUUAAUGGAUACAAACAUAAAUAACCGUUUACCAAAUGUGACUACAAACCUGUUUUCUAGUUCCUGUCCUCAUUUGUAAUUCGAUGUCAACUAACACAUGCUGCAUUUUCAUAAAACAAUGACAAUUUCCAAUAAAAACUUCAUUUUAAUUCUAAACUAAGUUUUGUUGCAGGCAUAUUCUAUUACGUAAACAUAAAAUUAGUGUUUUCUUUAUUUAUCCUGUUUAGGAUACGAAACCUUAUUUAUAACGUGCAAGAAAUAUUGCGGGCUAGUGUUGAAAUUUAACAUACUGCAUAUAUAGGAUUUGGUGUUGCAGCCAAGAUAACACUACAAACGAUAUGAGAGAAUUGUAAUAAAAUAAUCAUAAACCCUUAAACGAUUGAUAUAAAUGUGUCUUGAGGAGUAUGUCAUGUUUACAUUUUUAAUUCAGAGCAAACCCUGUGAACUGAAUAGAUUGUGGUGGAAUUCGUUGACUUAUAAGUGUGAUAAGAUAUUCUGGCCAAAAAUAAUAACCCCACGGUUAGCGUUCCAUUUCAUGCAUAUGUGUUUCCUAUGACUAGUGUAAAUUUUUAAUUACAUGUUCAUUUUGAUGAUUUUGAAAAUUAUACACAAUAAAUCCAAAUUGUACAAAUACAUGCAAACAAUAUUAUUCAUAAAGUAAAUUUUGCAAAAUAAUGUGCCAAGUUAACUCUAUUAAGUUAACUACAAUAUUAUAUAUCAAUAUGUUGUUUCGAAUUGUUUGAUUAACCGUGAUUAGUAUAUUAUAAUAUUUUAUUGAUUGUUAGUAGUAUGCCAGAAGUAUGUGUUGCUUGAAUUACAUGCAUGGUGUAUGUUUGCACAAAUUAAUUAGUUUAUUGCAUAAUAAAUAAUAAUGAUUGUGAUUCUUAA
Dreissena polymorpha is the source of this 2740-nucleotide messenger RNA. RefSeq lists its product as uncharacterized. The transcript has 12 exons. Lineage: Eukaryota; Metazoa; Mollusca; Bivalvia; Myida; Dreissenidae. Gene Ontology annotation, molecular function: protein binding. The coding region runs from base 77 to 1666 and encodes 529 amino acids. The record is from RefSeq and is a predicted model, not a curated record.